Messenger RNA from Vicugna pacos (alpaca), 618 nucleotides. The record is from RefSeq and is a predicted model, not a curated record. NCBI's taxonomy places the organism in Eukaryota, Metazoa, Chordata, Mammalia, Artiodactyla, Camelidae.
AUGAGGAAUGCCUCGGUGGUGACCGCGUUUAUUCUGCUGGGCAUCCCGCACACACACGGCCUGGAGGCCACGCUCUUUGUCCUGUUUCUGUCCUUCUACGUCUUCACCCUUAUAGGCAACCUGCUCAUCCUACUGGCGAUUGUCUCCUCCUCUCGGCUUCACACCCCCAUGUACUUCUUCCUGUGUAAACUCUCUGUGUGUGACAUAUUUUUUCCUUCUGUGAGUUCCCCCAAGAUGCUCCUCUACCUCUCCGGGAACAGCCGAGCUGUCUCCUAUGCAGGCUGCUUCCUCCUCAUCCUCACCUCCUACAGUCGCAUCGUCUACUCCAUCCUGCAGAUCCGCUCUGCAGAGGGCCGGCGACACGCCUUCUCCACCUGCAGUGCCCACCUGGCCGCCAUCCUGCUGUUCUACAUGCCGGUGGUCCUCAUCUACCUCAGGCCCACCCCCAGCCCCUGGGUGGAUGCAACUGUCCAGGUCCUGAAUAACCUGGUCACCCCCAUGCUGAACCCCCUGAUCUACAGCCUCCGGAACAAGGAGGUGAAAUCAUCGCUGAGGAGAGUUCUGCGCCCGCUGGGCUUCCUUCCUGAGCAGCUGUGCAGGUCGGCAGGCGCCACCUGA